Corticium candelabrum is the source of this 7802-nucleotide messenger RNA. RefSeq lists its product as uncharacterized. The coding region runs from base 203 to 7549 and encodes 2448 amino acids. Gene Ontology annotation, biological process: cell-cell signaling; peptidoglycan catabolic process; proteolysis. The record is from RefSeq and is a predicted model, not a curated record. Lineage: Eukaryota; Metazoa; Porifera; Homoscleromorpha; Homosclerophorida; Plakinidae. The transcript is spliced from 26 exons. Gene Ontology annotation, molecular function: serine-type endopeptidase activity; N-acetylmuramoyl-L-alanine amidase activity; protein binding.
GCCAAUUUGCGUAAAAACACGGCGUCACUCUUCCAGCGAUCCAGGAAGCGUUUUGCCUGCAGGACGGUUUACAGCGUCAAACUGUCUGCAGCGUGCUAGCAAGCAGCUCACGCAUAGCUAGACCGUCCACGUGACCUAACUCACAACUGUCAAGCCUCCAUUUGAAGCAGAGCUGAUCAAAAUUCAUCUCUAUACCGCGGCUAUGCGGACUCUGGUUCCUGUACUUAUGCUUACGUGUUUCGUUCGGAGCUCUUCAAACCAGGACAUCAAUGCAGUAACCUUUCGGCGAGUAGCUCCAGGACAGACAGUGACUAUAUCUAGCUAUCCAAGCUACUUUAGAAUUGACGGCAGUCGUGGAGAAGAAGUCAGAAGCAUUGAGAUAACUCUUACACAGAGCUCCUAUUCAACGACUUCAGACAACAACACAGAACCAGUUAUGUACGUCUCCGCGUCAUUACACGACACCCUGUCACAAAACAAAGACACAAUCGGGUUUUCGUACGUGGAUCCCUUUUCAGAACGAUUCGGUCAACUCGAACGCGUGUCAAUUCCCACCCAAGAAACGACGAUAUACGUGGGAGUGACAUCAGGAAGUGAUAACGCCAACUUGAAAGUGUCAUACUUCACAAAGUCCGCCAAUACCGCAAAAAAGCGAUCCGUUGGACACCCUGCAGCUCCGCCUUUAGUGCCAUGGCACGUUCAACUAACGUACACCUUAAAUGACGGUUCUUCUAGCCACUUCUGUAGCGCUGCCCUAAUCUCCAAAGAAUGGGUUGUUACCGCAGCGCGAUGUUUUCCCAACAGUCUUCAAGUUAAACUAAAAUCUGGAAAUGAGUUUUCAAUCAGACUGGGGGGUCUCAAUGUUGAUGAACGAGAUUUACAGAUAAUACCAUUUGGUAAUGAAGAUUUAUUCGUACACGAACAGUAUGAUUCUGUCACAAGAAAGAAUGACAUCGCGCUUAUUCACCUGCGAGAAUAUGCAUCGCUUUCUCUAGCAAUCCAGACUAUCCAACUGCCCGGUAGAGAAAACAGUAACGCCAUCCAAGGAGGACUGGCAGCCACAUUGUCUGGCUGGGGAAGCAAUAAUCCAUCAGGAGAGUUGUUAGAGGCAAGUGUGUCGGUGUUAGCACCAGCCAGAUGCAAACCAUUUGUUGAAGGCUUGGGAGCAGUGUACGGUGAUUCGGUCCUAUGUACUGAAGGAAUGAAUUCUGGUUCUAUCGAUACUGGCAGUCCACUGUAUGCGCAGUACAAGGGUUUGUAUUUUUUGCUCGGAGUUGCUAGCUACGGUGGAUCGACUGGGACGGCUGCGUACGCCAGUAUGUCUUUCUUCAAGUCGUGGAUAGAAAGGAACUUUGAUUCACCAGACAAGCCAGGUAACUGGUGGAGCGGUGCCACAAAGCUACCACAAGAAUAUCAACAUGGCGGUGCUUUUAUUGAAAGACCUUUUCGCGGAGUUCUCCACACAACCGAAGCUCCAAACUACACACCGUCUACAACAAUGUACUAUGGCAAGAAAGGAAUUGCGCCACAUUUUACAGUGAAUAUCGACCAAUCAGUAGCAAAAGUGUAUCAACAUUAUCCGAUCAGCGUCGCAUCUCGAGCGUUGAAAAGAGUAAAACCAGUGCCACAGACCAACCGUGCAAACGCCAUCCAAAUAGAAAUAGCCUGGCUAGCUAAAAACGCUCAAUCGAUGACGGCGACGCUAAAAAAUAAAGUGGCAGAGCUAAUGAGAUGGAUAGAAUCACGUACGGGCAUUAGGAGAAGGAGCUUAGACUACCGUGAAUCAGAUGAUGCAUGGGGCGUAAACUCAAAAACUCGAAUGUCAAUUCACGAUUGGUACAAUUUCAAUGGCUGGUGUGGACAUCAACAUGUACCUGAUAACGAACACUGGGACCCAGGACAGAUAGACAUUCAGUAUCUUCUCACACAUGGCGUCCAAGAAACCAUUUAUGAGGUUAGCGUUUACACUGGCGAUGUUUCUUUCGGUGGGACGAGUGCCUCUGUUAGCAUCGCUCUGGCAGGUGAGUGGGACUAUACACAGAAGUUCACUUUUUCUUCUCCUAACAGUGGCUCGUUUAGUAGUGGAGACGUGGGUGUGGUCAGUAUACGCACAAAUAAAGUAUUAGGCACUUUGAAGCGUCUUAUUAUUAGUCAUGACAACAAAGGUACUUCACCUGGUUGGUACGUAGACAAGGUGGUGGUGACAAGAAGUGAAGGGUCAAACAAGUAUAAACACACGUUUCCGUGCAAUAGAUGGCUGGCAGUGGAUGAAGAUGAUGGUAGAACAGAAAGAGUGUUGACCUUGAGCAGAGCACACGACCGACCAGAAGAACAAGACGAAUUGACAGUUGGUAUGAUAGCAGAUGGUUUGAGUGAAUGCUCAACCAGUUCAUCCCGAGGUCUCUCAUCCCAAAUUCUGCAUCAGCUCCAUUGUGAUCAUCCUGGUCUCCUUGCUGAGAUCCAUUCGUUCAAGCAGCUAUGCAUGCCGGACAAUGUGCUACCGUACCUCCAUAAGGAUGCUGCCGCAGCGUUAAAGACGGUUCUAAUGGGAUCUAAUAUUUCUGCCGUUGUAACGUCGGCAUUGCGCACUGUUGUUGAGCAGUACAUCUUGUACGCAUGGGGCUCCAACUCAAGAUGCGGUCACUCGGAGAUAGAAGAUAAGCCGGGAAAGUCUGAUUACAUGAAGGGGGUAGCUCUAGACGUAUCAUCGUAUGACGACUUCAAGCAGGUAAUAUUAGGAAGCAACUCUCAAUGGCACAGUGGAACCAAUCAAGAAAAGUUCACGUUCCCUACCGCUCCAGACAAUCUCCAAAAGACUCUCGUACAAUCUUUCCAGAAGAUUUGGAAUGUCAAUCAUCCAACAGACAAAGUCGUUGAAGACGGUCUGUAUGGACCUCAAACUGAACAGGCACUAAGAAGUGCCCCCGCCAAAGGCUUUCUGCAGACACCCUCGUGCUCUUUUUCUGCAGUCGUUGUCCCAUGUUGUGUCUCAAUGACAAGACGAGGCUUAUGUGUCGCUCCCAAUCAAUGCCACUCGAAAGAUAAGAUUACUACACAACACCAGUGUGCUAAUCAUCACUCAACAGUUUGCUGUGCACAAGACAUCAAUAGUAACUCUAUGUCACCAAAAGUUGUGCCGUCCACAGAAUAUAUCUACAUUCUUGACAUUUACACCGGCGAUCGACAAGAUGCAGGAACAGACGCUGACAUUUAUGUUUCUCUGACCGGAAGUGGAGGAACAAGCGAUCCUGCUCUACUUGAUCACAUCUGGCAAAACGACUUUGAAAAAGGGUCUAACAACAAGUAUUCAAUCAAAAGCAGCGUUAACUUGGGAGAAAUAAAGAGCAUCCGAAUAGGCCACAACAGCCGCUUGUUCGGUAGUGGUUGGUAUCUAAAGAAGGUCAUAGUAGAAGACCUAACUUCGCUACGUGUUCGGAAGUACACUUUUGAAUGUGAAUGUUGGCUAGAUAGCUCAACAGGAGACACCUGGGCUACACUCAAAGCAAAGAACGACGAUCAAGCAAGCAACACCGCACAAACCUGUUUUAGACAAGUCAACGUGUACGAAGAAAAAGCGAAAGGGACGGCAGUUGUCGACGCUGUCAUCAGACGCAUUGAGUCUUCCUCCAUAUUUCCGAACGACCAUGGUUUAUUGAGAAAAAUUGCGUGGGUGGAAAGCAAGUUUGGAGAACAUCCGAACACGUUCCGUACGGGAGACAUCGGAGUGGGAAUAUGGCAAAUAGAUCUUAUAGGACUGACAGCCACAAAAGACACGGCAUCUCAUCCAAACCUGAAACAAAAACACGACGCCAUUAAGAAAAAAUUUGCGAUUGUGUGGAAUUCCGUGAAAAUGAUUGACUUCCAUAAACCUAUUUACUGUGGAUUAGCAGCUCGUCUGCUGCUUUCAAACGUGAAAGAAGCCAUUCCAAAAGAAGACGACAAACAGGCUGCUUACUGGAAGAAACAUUACAACAGCUAUGAGGGAGACGGCAGCGAAACUAAAUUUUUAUCAGAUAUACAAACAAUCCCGCCCAUGGCAUCUGCGGAGGAUGAAACCUGUGAAAAAUCCACGAAUGACUAUUCACCGAAAUCUUCAAAUCGACAAGGUACACGUACAAUCAAUGAUGUUGUUCGUGGCGAGCAAGGAUGUUCAAUUGUUUCUAGUUAUCCGUUGUCAGUACAAAUCAUGCAGCAGUUAGCUUGCAAACUGCCGCACGUGGCGGAGAUAAUGUCUGGUCACGAGAAGCUCUGCUUUAGCAGCAACGCUUUUCCGUAUCUCAGCAAUGCUGCGGCUUCUUCGCUAACGCAACAACUGCAAUCAUCCACUUUUGCAGCAUUCACGGUAUCCGAAGGUCUCGAACCGUUGCCAUAUCAGUACAUUCGCUGGAAAUGGUCCAAAUCGGGUUUGUGCAACAUGCGAGUUUCCAAUCAAGUGGGAAACGGGCCGUUUUCCGACGGCAUGUCUAUUCGGGUAGUAGAAGCAACAGACUUGGACUCAAUUCUUCCGGACUCAGAGUGGCAGAGUUCUAAUUCUCCAUACACAUACUUCACGCACGUGACCAGCAAAGCAGCAAAUUUGACAUCACUUCAAGUGAGGGCUUUCCAAGAGUUAUGGAAAGCUAACCACCCCCAGACAACCAUCACUCCAACUGGCCAAUUUGACGGCGACACCGAAAAGGCUCUAUUACAGGCACCUGCUGAUGGAUUUUCUCUAGGAGCUCAGUGUGGUGGCGCCACACCACGAAUCUCUUGCUGCACAGGAGACAAAAAGAAAGGAACGUGCAUGGAACCUUCCAACUGUCCCGACGCAAACGAACGCAAUGGACCAUGUAAUGAAGUCUCAAAUUCUGUCUGUUGCUUAGGUGUUCCACCUGUUGAGGUAGAGUUUCCCAGUGGAGUAAAAUUACAACCCACCCUUCCACCUCCUGGCCGCGAAACAGAAUUCAGGGAUCCCAUCAAUUCCGGCACGUUUCUCUUUGACGGUACUGGCAAGAAAACAUUACGGGCGGCAACAAACUUUCAAUUUGGCGAGUUUAUGGAUCCAACCAGCAAUUAUUUCCGUCUUUCUCCUAUCUUGGUACGCUGCCUGCAGUCUGUACGCAGUAAAGCAAACGAGCCGGUUAUUGUGAAGAAAGCCUAUAGAAUUGCGUCCACAUCUGUGCAAUCCAAAAAUGACAGCUCGUCAUACAGCAGCGGAACGGCUGCUGUUAUUCGGUUUCGUACCAAUGAUCGAGAGCUAGCAAUGACAGAGUUAGUUUUGAGGAACUGCCUACCGGAUGUUAGACGUCACGGAAAGGAUGUAGGGCUGGGAUUAAUGUCUGACAGCAUCCACCUUGACCUGAGAGAUAAACUUUCAGCGUGGAGCACGGACAUGGCGUCCAUGACGACCGCCAGUUACAAGGCAUGGGUGCAAGCUAAAUUACGAGAGAUUGAAGACAAGGUUGAACUACUUCCAUCUUGCAAGACACAGCAAGAAUUACGUCACGGCCAGGUUUACCCAUCGGGAAAGACAAACUUCGAAACAUGCGGGAAGAUCGAUUCUCGCAUCGAACGAUUCUCUGAAGACUUUUCGAGGCUCUUACAGUUUGCUGGAGAUCAAGCUUUGUUUGAAAAUGAAGAAAGAUCUGAACAAUGGUGUGGUGUCCCUAGUGUGUCGUGUGUCGACUGCAGAUGGUCUAUCGCUGGGUCAUCGACACAACUGAAGUGUGCAGACAGAAUGAUGAGUGAGAGACUAGAAGAUCGUGUCUGGAGGCUCGCUCGGUUAGUGAAACGCGAAUGGCCAAAACGAAAACUGAUUGUGCAUGAAGCAUGGGACGAGCGCGAUUCUCGUUUCCCAGAUGGUUCUCACAGCGCCGACUCUCUGUAUUACGAGGGUCGAUCCGCUAGGGUCUCUGUCAGCACAGAGAUCAAAGACACCACUACAUUCCCACCUUCCGACAACAACGUUUUACAGCGGCUCUCGGCUCUUGCCAUUUGCGCAGGCUUCGACCACGUCUCACACGCCACAACCAACUAUUUACAGGUGUCUGUAAAGAAAUCGGACGGUGUCGGAACUGUAGAGACAUUUCCAUCGGCGCAGUUUCUCUGCGUUCUUCCUCCCGACGCAGACAAAGCUCUCUACGCCAUCGAUGAAGCCGAUCCUCGUUGGCUACCCACGUGUCUUUACGACAGCGACGCCCGUCUUCUACAGCCUCUCACAACUACAUUUUCUCUUCAGCAGUUUGUACCUGUCAACUCCUCUCGCUACUUCCGACUGCAUCCCCAAUUAGUAGAAUCCGUUGAAGACGUAAAUAAGUACAUGCAGAAGAUGUUUGGUGUAGGUAUAUCUAUAGUGAGAGGAUACCAAACGGAGAGUACCGUCGGUGAGACACACAGACUUCAUCAUUUUGGCCAGGGGUUGGAAAUAAAAUUGAAUGACUCCAAAUCGAGCACGACAGUACAACAGUUGGCUUCUGCAGUAGUUGAGACCGCCGGUCACGACUUUACAACCAGUGGACUGGGAUUUGGUAUCGAAUUGGGCCGGUCCAGUGUGUAUUAUCAUGUUAGUCAUGGAGAUAUAGAGUCAUGGGUAACUGAUGAUUCGUCCAUGACAAGCUCUGAGUUUGAGCAGCUUGUUUCUGUCGGAAUAGAACGAGCGAGUAGACGAAUAGAACCCUUCGACAAACAGCGUUCCUGCACCAUCUUUCCUCCCAUGCGUCAGUCUCCUGAUUACCAAUGGCAAGCCUCCGGUCCAGACAGUUCUACAGCUACGUCUGAUCUUUCUCAGUUUUGUCGUGACACUGCGAAGUAUCGGAAAGAACAAGCUGACAGCUUAUGGGACGAACUAACUCCUAGACAUUUUAUCCGCCCCAAGGAAGACGUUAAGAAUGCACUGACCAAUUGCAUGGAAACUCACUGCGGAAAGCAUUUUGAAGGAGAUGUCUGGAACAAAAAAUCGGAACACUGCAACAACUUCGUCCACUGGUUACCACUGAGUUUCGGCGUUACUGAAAGCAGUGGAGCCAUAUACUUGAGAGAAAACGGCGACGCAAGACAGCAGGCAUGCAUCGUGGCAGGACGAAACUGUAUAGAGAAAACAGAGAUCUACUCUUUGAUAGCUCCAAGACUAGGAGCUUUGUAUCCACUGAAAGAAGGCAAGAGUGCUAAGGAAGAAAUAUACUCAGCAGCAAACAAUCCGAGCCCUCUGUUUCAAAUCAUGCAACAAGUAUUUGCUAUGCACCUAGAAGGAACCGUCACUGUGUGGGCAAAAGAUAGAAGUGAAAUGUCUUCACUCAGAAAUAUUAUCAAGGCUGUGAUGGCUUAUAAUCGAAACGUCACGAAGGUAACAUUCUAUGCAUCGUCACCUAACGUUGAUAAAGUGAGGUCAUGGUUGGAGAGCAGCAUCCUGCAGUGGGCGGCUACAGUUUGUCCCCAACAUGGCCGGAAAUACAUUGCUGAUUACGAGGUGAAGGAGAUGCCCUCGUUGCCGACGAAACGAGACGUCGACGGCUCCUACCAUGCUUACAAUCAACUGCGAGCUCAUGAAAUGGAGUGGAUCAGUAAUCUGUAGUGGGGAUGGGUUAGCAAGCUACACGUUGCAGGAUCGGGUUACAUACACGUAUCUAGUAAAUGUUCGUGAAAAAUUUUUCUUCCUCUAGGUUGCUUGAUCGGUAUACUAAAACAGCAUGCAAUUUUUGGGCGUGGUUGGCAGUGGGUAAGUGGUUCGUACGUGAUAUAGCAACUAGAGUAUAAAACGUCGAUCGAUAUAGAGCAAGUUGUCUUCGAUAGAGACGUACGAUGACUGUAUACAGAUACAAGUAUGA